GCAGGCAUCCAGAGGAGGUGGGCGAGAUCUAAUAACAACAAUAAUAACAAUAAUUUGUCUCAUACUUAAUAGCAGGCCCGGCCGUCAGCCCUUGUGCUAAUUGGAUCGCUCUAGGGCCUGGCUGGGCUGGGCCGGGGAGGGCGAGUGGGGGUCAGAGCAGGGUGAGGACCCAGCCGGGGUGGUGCUGCUGAGAAACUGGGGAGCCGGGAGGGAAGACAGGGUGGGGAGGCUGAGGAAGGGCAGGACCCACCUCUGUCAGCCUCAGAAGGUGUCAGGCUCACAGUCAGACCAGCUGCAGGAGCUGCCCGGGUCCUGGGGGUCCUGGGAGCUAGUCAGGGCAGCCUGUGGCCUUCCUCUCUGCACCAGCCUCUGCAGAUGGGAGUUCCCCUCUCCGUCCCCCUCCAAGAUCCUGGGGUAGGACCCAAAGUCCCCAGGAUCAGGACAGGAGGCCUCAGAAGCUGCUUGAAUGAAUGAAUGAAUGAGUGGAUGAGUGGAUGGGCGGAUGGGCGGGGUAGCGGGUGAGCAAGUGAGUGGAUGGGAGGAAGGCACCUGGGCAGUCUAGUGAAGGCCCUCAGCUCUCCACGAGGAUGCCACAGCCUGCACUUCCCAAGCCUCUCCUUGGGUCUCACGCGGGUUGUGCGGCGGCCCAGUGAGGCCCAGCCGCUUGUGCAGGUGACAGAGUGGGGCAGGGAGGUGCCAGGAGCCAGGGCAGCACUGCUGCAGGGCCCUUCCUGGGAAGGCGGCCGUGUUCUCACCCAGGUGGUUGGUUUAAAUCUGCCUGGCAGGUGGUGUCACCUCCCCGUGCCCGGGGCUGAAACCGAAAUGGAGAGCAGACUGUCCCCGGGUCCCCAAGUGUGCCCUGGGCGGGGCAGCCCUGACCUGUAGCCCCAGCAGGAGACCCCACCCACCCUCAGAAGUCAAGGUGAGAAGCUGUGUCCUCUUACCCUCCUGCCUCAUCAGGGCUUCCCGCCGAGUUUGGAAUAACAUGCAGGCUCCUGGUGGGGCCUCCGCGGCCCCUCGUGUUCAUCUGCUGCCCCCAGGCUGGCUCCGUGGCUUUCAGGGCCCAGUGCAGAGUGAAGAGGUGCGCCCCCGUGCAAGGAUCAAGGAGAGAGCCUUUCUCUUUCUUCUGAGGUCUCCCCACCUGUCAGAGUGUGCCUUCAGGCGCAGAGGCCCCAAGCCCCCAGCGCCUGCCCCCUCUCCUGCUGGACGUCAUGUGCAAGACACAGCUCCGAAAAGAAAACUAUAAGGGUCUUGGCAUGGCGACCACAGCACUGACCCCCAGGCGGGGGCCUUCUCCAGGCCGCCCGCCGGCCCCUCCCACCCCCCCAGCCUUCCCGCCUCCAGGCCUUUCCUGUGUGCCUCCUUGGCCUGGGAUGCUUCCCCCAGACCCUGGCCCCCUUGCUCCUUUGCGUCUGGGUUGGCAGGCUUUCUGAAACAGGCCAGGUGGUAAACGUGUUAGGCCUUACAGGCCAAGAGGCAGAAUUGAGGAUAUGUAUGGAUACCUCGAUAUCGAUUAAAAUGUGACCGUUUGACCACAGUGCAAACUGUCCUUUGCUGGCGGGCAGCUUACGGGGGUCGUCGUGGGCGGACCCUCUGCACAGCAUUCCAGUCUGUCCCCAUCUGUGGGGGAGGUAGGGUUUUCUUCUGCCCUCUUGGGGCUUCCGGCGGGACUGACUGAGACAGAUUAACAGGAGAAAAGCUUAGAACUCGUGGGAGCCUCGCGGGAAGAUCGAGGACCCAGCGCAGUGCCAGGCGGAGGCACUCUUUAUACAGCAGGGCGAGCAGAGUGGCCAGGGUUGGGGUGAGCUGCCGCCUCGGAGGGCGGAGGAUGGGUCACUGUGAUAGAUCCCCCUCCACCCCGUGUCUCUCCCUCCCUCCCCCUCCCCCUCUUGGACUGUUUCUCCCUCCUGGGGCAGGGAGGGCACCUUCCCGUGGGGGUUGGUCUCCUGCUUUCAGGAGAAGGUGGGUUCAGAGUGUCCUCCUCGCACCUGCUGUUUUCUGAGUGCCUGGGACUCAAGAUAAUCAGUGUGACAAAGUGGCCUGAACCUCACGCCCUGGCUCAAGGCCAGCCUUCUCCACUGCCCACCGCUUCCGGGCCUGGCCUCACUUUGUUCCUGGCUCUUCCCACGGUGGACAUGGGGUCCUGGCUCCCUCACUGCCUGUUCUGGGAAGCGCGGGCCGCUGGUGCUCAGGGAGCACCUCUGAGCGCAGGAAAUCUGUUCUGGCUACGGGGCAGGCCCCCUGACACCUCCCUGUCCUCUGUCCAGUCCCCCUGCUUGUCCCCAGGACGGCCCCUCGCCCUCCCACUGCAGGAAGCCGGCCUGAGGUGGAAGUCCCUGAUUUUAUUGACUUAGCAGUGCAAGUGGGAGCACGUGAUAACCGCUUGGCAAACAAGUUCCCACACAGCGGAGCGGCUGGUCCUACCUCCUCAGCCCCCUCAGCACUGGGCUUCUCUUCCUUUUCUUUCUCUUCAGCGUUUCUAAUGUUUGCUGUGUUGGGAUCAGAGGCCCUCAGACAAUUUUUAAAGUCGGUUUACGUUGUAAUUGGGAUGUAACUCGCAUUCCAUAAAACUCGCCCUGAUAACGUGUCCAGUUGAGCUGUUUUUAGUAUGCGCACAAAGCUGUUGUGUACGCACUGAUUCCAGCACAUUUUCAGCAGUCCAGAAGGUACCCCGUGCCCACGAGCAGCCCCUCCCAGCCCCGGCCGGGCCGCCUCUUGUCUCUGCCCGGACACUUCACAGCAGCGGAGCCGUGCUCUGAGUGGCCCUCUGUGCUGGCUGCUGUCCCUGAGUGGGGACCCAGACAUGGAGCUGCGGGAAGAGGCCUGGUCUCCGGGGCCGCUGGAUUCUGAGGACCAGCAGAUGGCCAGUCACGAGAACCCAGUGGACAUCCUCAUCAUGGAUGACGACGACGUCCCCAGCUGGCCCCCGACCAAGCUGUCCCCGCCCCAGUCUGCGCCCUCGGCCGGCCCCCCGCCCCGGCCCCGGCCCCCGGCCCCCUACAUCUGCAACGAGUGCGGCAAGAGCUUCAGCCACUGGUCCAAGCUGACGCGGCACCAGCGCACGCACACGGGCGAGCGGCCCAACGCCUGCAGCGACUGCGGCAAGACCUUUUCGCAGAGCUCGCACCUGGUGCAGCACCGACGCAUCCACACGGGCGAGAAGCCCUACGCCUGCUCCGAGUGCGGCAAGCGCUUCAGCUGGAGCUCCAACCUCAUGCAGCACCAGCGCAUCCACACCGGUGAGAAGCCCUACGCCUGCCCCGACUGCGGCCGCAGCUUCACGCAGAGUAAGAGCCUGGCCAAGCACCGGCGCUCGCACAGCGGCCUCAAGCCCUUUGUGUGUCCGCGCUGUGGCCGCGGCUUCAGCCAGCCCAAGAGCCUGGCACGCCACCUGCGGCUGCACCCGGAGCUGUCGGGGCCCGGGGUGGCGGCCAAGGUGCUGGCGGCCAGCGUGCGCCUGGCCAAGGCCCCCGAGGAGGCGGCGGCGGCGGACGGCGAGAUUGCCAUCCCGGUGGGCGACGGCGAGGGCAUCAUCGUGGUGGGAGCGCCGGGCGAGGGGUCCGCGGCGGCCGCGGCCAUGGCGGGCACGGGGGCCAAGGCGCCGGGACCCCGCUCGCGGCGUGCCCCGGCCCCUAAGCCCUACGUGUGCGUGGAGUGCGGGAAGGGCUUCGGGCACGGGGCCGGGCUCCUGGCCCACCAGCGCGCCCAGCACGGGGACGGGCUGGGGGCGGCGGGCGGUGAGGAGCCCGCGCACAUCUGCGUGGAGUGCGGCGAGGGCUUCGUGCAGGGUGCGGCGCUGCGGAGACACAAGAAGGUCCACGCCGUGGGCGCGCCCUCCGUCUGCAGCCGCUGCGGACAGAGUUACUACCGCGCCGGCGGGGAGGACGAGGACGACGACGAUGAGGCGGCAGGCGGGCGGUGCAGCGAGUGCCGCGGCGGCGAGGGCCGGUAGGGGCGGGGGCCCGGGGGGGCAGGGCCCCUCGGGCUUGGCGGGGCAAUGGCGCAGGACCCAGAGACCCGGGGAGAAGUGGACUGGACAGAUGGGUGCCAUGGACCGACGACGCACUUGUCUCCUUCGGCUCCCACGGCCCGGCCCGGACGGUCCGCGUGGUGCGGUGGGCCUGGGGCGGGGGAUGGGGCGCGCUCAGUGCGCCACCUGGCUCCUCCCCGCGCCCGGCCCCUCGGCCUGCCCGCCCCUUGUAGGUUUUCGGUCGAGCCCGAAUUAAGACGUUGUGUGAGAACUAGAGACCAAGAGACGACAAAACUCACGAGCGAAAGACCAUUUUCCCUCUUUCUCUUCCCCCACCGACUGGGGGUGUUGUGAGGAUGGCGAGCAGUCGGGCCCUUUUCACUUGGAGGGGCCCCAGAGCUGGAAGGGAAAGAGGGGUCGUUUUCCCUUUUAGAAUUUUCUUUUAAUCAUUACCCCAUUCCUGACCCCUGCCCACCUUUAUUUUCUCUCUUCGCCGCGGCCGCGGGUCCCAUCCUCCUUCCUGGCCCUAGUCCUUCCUCCCCUCCUGGAUUUGGGGUAGCAGAGGAGUGCUGGAGCAGAACCCGCGUCCAACUGCACUCCUUAGAGAAUGGGGGCCCGUCUCUUUCCUGGCCUGGGCGAGGUGGAAGGAGGGGCGCGGGGGGCAAUAAAUCGCGCUAUCCAAUUGUC
Messenger RNA from Camelus dromedarius (Arabian camel), 4657 nucleotides. It is a transcript of the gene ZNF787, whose product is annotated as zinc finger protein 787. Gene Ontology annotation, cellular component: nucleus. Bases 2804 to 3952 code for a protein of 382 amino acids. NCBI's taxonomy places the organism in Eukaryota, Metazoa, Chordata, Mammalia, Artiodactyla, Camelidae. Gene Ontology annotation, biological process: regulation of transcription by RNA polymerase II. The record is from RefSeq and is a predicted model, not a curated record. The transcript has 3 exons. Gene Ontology annotation, molecular function: RNA polymerase II transcription regulatory region sequence-specific DNA binding; DNA-binding transcription factor activity, RNA polymerase II-specific.